Drosophila nasuta is the source of this 601-nucleotide messenger RNA. RefSeq names its product serine protease inhibitor domain-containing protein Kaz1-ORFB (gene Kaz1-ORFB). The transcript has 3 exons. Gene Ontology annotation, molecular function: protein binding; serine-type endopeptidase inhibitor activity. Bases 62 to 397 code for a protein of 111 amino acids. Lineage: Eukaryota; Metazoa; Arthropoda; Insecta; Diptera; Drosophilidae. The record is from RefSeq and is a predicted model, not a curated record.
UUCAAUCUCAGAGUCGAUCGGACAACAAGUUCGUACCGAACACCACAAAAAAAAAUAAAUAAUGAAAAGCUUCAACAUGUUUGCAAUGCUGAUCUUGCUGUUCGCAGCAGUCGGAGCUGCUCCUCAAUUCCCCGGUUGGGAUCAGAACUUGGCCAGCACCUUUGUUCGAGGAAGACCCAUCGAAACGGGAUCUACGACAACAACCCCAGCACCGACUGCUUCGCCACAAAUCCAGGCCUGCAUCCAAUCCUGUCCAGCGACCAGCGAAUACAAUCCCAUUUGUGGCAGCGACAAUGUCAACUAUUACAACGGUGGACGCUUCGAUUGUGCUGUGCGCUGUGGUCUAAAUAUUCGUCGUCUACACUUGGGCAUCUGCACUCCUCCUCCCACCGGUUAGAGAGGGAUUUCUCUCUAAUUUCAUAGACUACUCUCAAGCUGAUUAUCAACUCAAUGUUCACCUUACCGCAUGACCUCAACAGUUGUGAAUAAACAACUAAGAGAGAGAGAGGAUUUGCUUGACUCUGGAAUCAUGCUAACUUGAACUGUAUAAAUUGAUAUAGGCAUAGUAUAAAAUAAGCUAAUAAAACUGAAUUUAAAUUUA